UGCUCGGCGCUUCUUCUUUUUUUUUCUCCUCCGGAUUGAGGAUGGAGGAGUCGGGGCAUUAGCGGCUCUUCUCCAGUCGGUCUUCGCGGAAGGAGAGACAGCGGCUCGCCCGACCACGAACCCGCAGCCGGGACGUUUUCUCUUCAUGGGACCGAAGCGCCUUUAGGAAUGACUCUGCUGCGCGAGGCUUGAAUCUACCUAGAAACCCCAUGGAGCAGGAUGUGGAGAGCCCGGCCAUCAUCAAAAAGCCUAAGUUGCCAAAGCAGGCCCGGGAGGACCUGCCUAAACAGCUGUCAGAAAAGGAAAUCUCAAAGAGGGUCCAGCGCUACGUCCGGAAAGACGGCAAGUGCAACGUCCACCACGGUAACGUUCGAGAGACGUACCGCUACCUGACGGACAUCUUCACCACGCUAGUCGAUCUCAAAUGGGGGCUCAACCUGUUCAUUUUUGUGCUGGUGUACACCGUGACGUGGCUCUUCUUCGGCUUCAUGUGGUGGCUCAUCGCGUACCUUCGGGGCGACCUGGAGCACUUGGCAGACAACCAGUGGACUCCGUGCGUCAAUAACCUCAACGGGUUCGUUUCAGCCUUUCUGUUCUCCAUCGAGACGGAGACCACCAUCGGCUACGGGUACAGAGUCAUCACGGACAAAUGCCCCGAGGGGAUCCUCCUGCUUCUGAUUCAGUCGGUGCUGGGAUCUAUCGUCAACGCCUUCAUGGUGGGUUGCAUGUUUGUCAAAAUCUCCCAGCCCAAGAAGCGGGCCGAGACGCUGGUGUUCUCCACCAACGCGGUCAUCUCAAUGAGGGACGGGCGGCUGUGCCUGAUGUUCAGAGUCGGAGACCUGCGGAACUCGCACAUCGUGGAGGCCUCCAUCAGGGCCAAGCUUAUAAAGUCCAAGCAGACCAAGGAAGGGGAGUUCAUCCCUUUGAACCAGACGGACAUUAACGUGGGUUACAACACGGGCGACGACAGGCUCUUCCUGGUGUCGCCGCUCAUCAUCUGCCACGAGAUAAACCAGAGCAGCCCCUUCUGGGACAUCUCGCAGGCCCACCUGAGCCGGGACGACCUGGAGAUCGUUGUGAUCCUGGAGGGGAUGGUGGAGGCCACAGGCAUGACGUGCCAGGCCAGGAGCUCGUACGUCAGCAGGGAGAUCAAGUGGGGCUACCGCUUCACUCCGGUCCUGACCCUGGAGGACGGCUUCUACGAGGUGGACUACAACAGCUUCCACGACAUAUACGAAACCAACACGCCGGCCUGCAGCGCCAAAGAGCUGGCCGACAUGACCAACCGCAGCCGCCUGCCGCUCACCUGGUCCCUGGCCAGCAGGCUGAGCCAGCAGGGGCUGCCGGAGGCCGAGCGAGAGGGCCACGAGGCCAAGACCGGCGCGGCCAACCAGGGGAAGGACCGGCAGCCGGAGAGGAACGGCGACAUCGCCAACAUAGAGAGCGAGUCCAAAGUGUGAGAGUUUUAUUGUGUGGCAGCGCGUCCCUUUUUUGGGACGGCGCAAAGACGAAGACCAAAUGAGCACAGCGGGCCGAGUGUUCCUGCACCAACAACUGCCCCCCCCCCCGCCCCGAAAAUAAACAAAACGCCCGCUGGGCUGAAAACCCUCUGCGGGAAGUGCAUGUUUAAUAUAUAACGUGAGGUCCUCCUGAUGAGAUUCCUAUUAUUUUUUCUAAUAAGAUAUUCCUAGGGGCAUUUGCAUACGUACUAUUUUUGUAUAUAAUAUGAAAUGUUUUGGAUUUGUUGCAGUUGUGAAUAUUUUAACAGAUGUUUGAUACUACUUCUUUUAGGUUAGUUCGUUAUGUCCUCUGCCUUACUAUAUGAAUAAAGCUUUCACUAUUUGGUUUCUCAGAUAUAUAUAUCAGCAUGUAUAAAGAUGAUCUGCAGUUUGUGUAUCUUGUAUUGUGUAUAUAGUGUUGUGUUACAAGGAACACUUACGUCUCGAUGGAUGCAAACACUAGUUUAAACCAAUGACAAUGACUUCUCCACAUGAUAAAUGUUUGCUACGGUACUUACUUAUUAUUAUAUUUGCUUUGGAAGCCAUGACUUGCUGUUUGCAGCUGGGUGACUUCAGACAAUGGCCCUUUAAAAACUGCAUCUCGUCACUUUUGCACAUUAGAGGCCUCCGGUGGAGAAAUUUAGUCUGUUUCAGUCUCCUGAAAUCUCUCACGUGUCACCUGACAGUAUCAAAAAUAAAGAAAAUAAUGAAUUGCAUAUCAUGCACUUAAUGCGA
Gasterosteus aculeatus aculeatus (three-spined stickleback) is the source of this 2234-nucleotide messenger RNA. Its product is annotated as G protein-activated inward rectifier potassium channel 2. Gene Ontology annotation, cellular component: plasma membrane. Lineage: Eukaryota; Metazoa; Chordata; Actinopteri; Perciformes; Gasterosteidae. The record is from RefSeq and is a predicted model, not a curated record. Gene Ontology annotation, biological process: potassium ion import across plasma membrane; regulation of monoatomic ion transmembrane transport. Gene Ontology annotation, molecular function: G-protein activated inward rectifier potassium channel activity.